Messenger RNA from Stegostoma tigrinum, 2534 nucleotides. Its product is annotated as striatin-interacting protein 1. NCBI's taxonomy places the organism in Eukaryota, Metazoa, Chordata, Chondrichthyes, Orectolobiformes, Stegostomatidae. The transcript has 21 exons. Gene Ontology annotation, biological process: cytoskeleton organization. The annotation marks the transcript as partial. Gene Ontology annotation, cellular component: cytosol. The record is from RefSeq and is a predicted model, not a curated record.
GGUUUCUCUGAAUCACCUGACCUUGAGUUUGAAUAUUCAGACAGUGAUAAAUGGGCAGCAGAACUUUCAGAACUCUAUAGCUACACAGAGGGCCCUGAGCUUCACUUGAAUAGAAAAUGCUUUGAAGAAGAAUUCAAGACUCAUGUGAAAGACAAGAAAUGGACUGAAGUGGAUAUCUCAGAGCAUCAGACACAUGCCAUGAGAUUGCUGGAUGGCCUAGAGGUAACUGCCAGGGAGAAGAGGUUGAAAGUGGCUCGUGCUAUACUUUAUAUGGCACAAGGUACUUUUGGUGAAUGUAACUCUGAAGAAGAGGUCCACCAAUGGAUGAGAUAUAAUAUAUUUCUGCUGCUUGAAGUUGGCACCUUUACUGCAUUGGUAGAACUACUCAGCAUGGAGAUUGACAACAGUGCAGCAUGUAGUAAUGCAGUGAGAAAGCCAGCAAUCUCUUUGGCUGACAGCACAGACCUAAGAGUGCUACUGAACAUUAUGUACCUGAUGGUGGAGACAAUCCGUCAGGAAGCCGAGGAAGAUAAUCUGGAGUGGAGGGCAAUGAGGGAGACCUUCAGAACAGACCUAGGUGUAUCCCUGUACAACAGUGAACCAUUUUCAGUUAUGCUGUUUGGGAUGGUGACCAAAUUCUGCAGUGGCCAUGCUCCUCAUUUCCCCAUGAAGAAGGUCCUCUUAUUGCUUUGGAAAACUGUGUUGCUGUCACUAGGAGGCUUUGAAGACCUGCAGGUUCUUAAAGUUAAGAAGCGUGAGGCACUUGGUCUUCCACCACUCCCCGAAGACAGCAUUAAAGUGAUCCGUAACAUGAGAGCUGCCUCACCACCAGCGUCUGCCUCUGACCUAAUAGAGCAGCAGCAGAAGCGGGCUCGUAGAGAGCACAAGGCACUGAUGAAGCAGGACAAUUUGGAUGCUUAUAAUGAGAAAGACCCAUACAAAACGGAUGAUCCGCGUGAAGAUGAUGAUGAGAAUGAUGAUAAUGAUAACUCGAUUGAGGCAGAAACAUUUUCUUUAGAAAGGGAAGAGGUUUUGCCACCAGCAAUCCCACAUGCAACUGUUGAACGACUAUCAGUCCCAAAGGGUCUACCUUGGGCCCCAAAAGUGAGAGAAAAAGACAUUGAAACAUUUUUGGAAUCCAGCAGGAGUAAGUUCAUCGGUUAUACUUUAGGCAAUGACACCGAUACUGUUGUUGGAUUACCACGGCCCAUCCACGAAAGUAUCAAAACUCUGAAGCAGCACAAGUACGUUUCAAUAUCUGAAAUUCAUAUCAAGAAGGAGGAGGAAUAUUUGAAAAAGCCACUCUCUGCUGAAGGAUAUAAUUGCAUGGAGGAGGCUGCAGAGGAAAUUCACCAGGAUGCUGUCAGUGAUCGCACAAUUUUUAAAAGUACUUGGAUGAGCACUUUAAAUGUCAUGUUUGAGGCUGUGAGUCUCGCGUUGGGAGAUGAAGAUUUUGACCUGACACCUGCUGAAAUUCUGUACCAGGGUAUACUGCCCAGUCUGCCUCAAUACAUGAUUGCUUUACUAAAGAUCCUUCUGGCUGCAGCCCCAACCUCAAAAGCAAAGACUGAUUCAAUCAAUAUUCUUGCAGAUGUCCUGCCGGAAGAAAUGCCCACCACCGUGCUGCAGAGUAUGAAACUUGGAGUUGAUGUCAACAGACACAAAGAGAUCAUCGUAAAAGCAAUUUCUGCUGUCUUGCUAUUGUUACUUAAGCACUUCAAACUCAACCACAUCUAUCAAUUUGAAUACAUGGCACAGCACCUGGUUUUUGCCAAUUGCAUUCCACUUAUUUUAAAGUUUUUCAAUCAAAACAUCAUGUCGUACAUUACAGCAAAGAACAGUAUUUCGGUUCUGGAUUUUCCUUACUGUGUUGUACGUGAACUCCCUGAACUGACGGCAGAGAGCUUGGAAACAGGCGAUAAUAACCAGUUCUGCUGGAGGAAUCUCUUUUCGUGCAUAAACCUCCUUCGAAUCCUUAAUAAGCUGACCAAAUGGAAACAUUCAAGGACAAUGAUGCUGGUAGUAUUUAAGUCAGCUCCAAUCCUGAAACGAGCACUCAAAGUGAAACAAGCCAUGAUGCAGUUAUAUGUUCUGAAGUUGCUGAAGGUACAGACCAAAUACUUGGGUCGCCAAUGGCGGAAGAGCAACAUGAAGACAAUGUCUGCAAUCUAUCAGAAGGUGCGCCAUCGACUGAAUGACGACUGGGCUUACGGGAAUGAUCUUGACGCCCGCCCGUGGGAUUUUCAGGCUGAGGAAUGUGCGUUGAGAGCCAACAUUGAACGUUUUAAUAGUCGCAGAUAUGACAAAAACCCAAGUAAUCCUGAUUUUGCUCCAGUGGAUAACUGUUUGCAAAGUGUACUGGGACAGCAGCUGGUGCUGCCAGAGGAAUUCCAAAUGAACUACGACUUGUGGCUUGAGAGGGAAGUGUUCUCGAAACCAAUCAGCUGGGAGGAGCUGCUUCAGUAAUUUCCAACUCUAUACUGUAUCAGAGUCAAUCAUUCUGUAACUGUUUAAUAAAUUAAUCAAUGACUUCA